UGUGUGUUGGUUCGCGCUGAGGGAAGAUGGCGGCGGCUUCACCGUGAUCAGAUUAACCGCUGCUCUUAAAUCUGUCUCUGAUUAUUAUUUGUGUUAUUAUCUUGUGUGUGUGUUUGUGUUGAAGAAGUGUCGAGUGAUGUCGGACUCUGAGGAGGAGAUUCAGGAGCGGCAGCUGAAGAUUGUGCUUCUGGGAGACGGAGCGUCCGGAAAGACAUCGCUCGCCAUCCGCUUUGCACAAGAGGCUUUUGGGAAACAGUAUAAACAGACAAUAGGGCUGGACUUCUUCCUCAAGAGAAUCAACCUACCAGGGAACCUGAAUGUGGCGCUGCAGGUUUGGGACAUCGGCGGACAGACCAUCGGAGGAAAGAUGCUGGACAAGUACAUCUACGGCGCGCAGGGUGUGCUGCUGGUGUAUGACAUCACUAAUUCUCAGAGUUUUGAGAAUCUUGAAGAUUGGCUGAACAUGGUGAGAAAAGCCAACGAGGAGUCCGACACACAACCUGCCAUAUCACUGAUCGGGAACAAGAUUGAUCUGGAACACAUGCGGACCGUAAAGAUGGAGAAACAUCAGCGAUUCUGUCAGGAAAACGGCCUCAUCAGUCAGUUCGUGUCUGCGAAGACUGGAGACUCUGUGUGUGUGUGUUUCCAGAGGCUGGCCGCUGAGAUUGUAGGAAUUAAGCUGAAUAAAGCCGAGAUCGAGCAGUCGCAGCGUAUUGUCAAAGCGGAGUUGGUGGACUAUCCUCAGGAUGAGGGACCAAUUAAACAAGAGAACAAUCAGAGCAAAAUCUGCUCUGUCCAAUAACAGUAUCACGUGGUGAAAGCAGACAUCGUGAACUACAGUCAGGAGACGGUGGCUCGAGCCGUCAAUCCUCCUCGCAGCUCCAUGUGUGUCAUACAGUGAUCUUCAUCAUCAUCUUCAUCAUCAUCAUGGCCUCGUUCACGUGAGCCUCAGUAAAGAGUCUCGAACUCAGAGUCAGUCGUUCGGACGGCGAUAAACUCAAAAUCUACUCUUCAUGUUUUUCUUCCUCCUACAUUUGCCAAUUAGAUAUUGUGUGUUACAUAAAUUAAAAAGCUUUAAUGUGUAAAAGUUUUACCUGAGCUUUUAAAUCUUUGUUUUGUGUGUGUGAGAGACUGUAAGGGAGUGAGAGAGAGUAUGUGUGUGUAAGAGAGAGAGAGAGUGUGUGUGUGUGUGUGUUAUGGAAGAAAGUACCUUUAUAGAAGGCCAUUCUGAACACAUUUCAACAUAAAAAAACUCUUCAUGAUGAUUUUUUACUCAAUUUACACAGUGUUCCCCCUUUUCAUGCUGUAGUUUAUUUUUUAUAUUCUCAUAUGCGGAAUCCAGAGUGAAUCAGGAGUGACUCCUCUGUGUUCCUGAUAUCCAGAGUGAAUCAGGAGUGACUCCUCUGUGUUCCUGAUAUCCGGAGCGCAUCAGGAGUGACUCCUCUGUGUCCCUGAUAUCCAGAGCGCAUCAGGAGUGACUCCUCUUGUGUUCCUGAUAUGCGGAGCGGAUCAGGAGUGACUCCUCUUGUGUUCCUGAUAUCCGGAGCGGAUCAGGAGUGACUCCUCUUGUGUCCCUGAUAUCCGGAGCGGAUCAGGAGUGACUCCUCUUGUGUCCCUGAUAUCCAGAGCGCAUCAGGAGUGACUCCUCUUGUGUUCCUGAUAUCCGGAGCGCAUCAGGAGUGACUCCUCUGUGUCCCUGAUAUCCAGAGCGCAUCAGGAGUGACUCCUCUGUGUCCCUGAUAUCCGGAGCGGAUCAGGAGUGACUCCUCUCGUGUCCCUGAUAUCCAGAGCGCAUCAGGAGUGACUCCUCUUGUGUUCCUGAUAUCCGGAGCGGAUCAGGAGUGACUCCUCUUGUGUUCCUGAUAUCCAGAGUGAAUCAGGAGUGACUCCUCUGUGUUCCUGAUAUCCGGAGCGCAUCAGGAGUGACUCCUCUGUGUCCCUGAUAUCCAGAGCGCAUCAGGAGUGACUCCUCUUGUGUUCCUGAUAUCCGGAGCGGAUCAGGAGUGACUCCUCUGUGUCCCUGAUAUCCAGAGCGCAUCAGGAGUGACUCCUCUUGUGUUCCUGAUAUCCGGAGCGGAUCAGGAGUGACUCCUCUUGUGUUCCUGAUAUCCAGAGCGGAUCAGGAGUGACUCCUCUUGUGUUCCUGAUAUCCAGAGCGCAUCAGGAGUGACUCCUCUUGUGUUCCUGAAAUCCAGAGCGGAUCAGGAGUGACUCCCCUGUCUGUGUUUCUGAUAUCCGGAGCGGAUCAGGAGUGACUCCUCUGUGUUCCUGAUAUCCGCAGCGGAUCAGGAGUGACUCCUCUGUGUUCCUGAUAUCCGCAGCGGAUCAGGAGUGACUCCUUUUGUGUUCCUGAUAUCCGGAGCGCAUCAGGAGUGACUCCUCUGUGUUCAGAACUGAUAUCUGAUGUUUACGAGCAUCAUAUUGGACCAAUAAUCUGGAGUCGCACAGAGACAUGUUGUUGAACACUCGCCGCUGCUGUGAACUCAGUUUGAGUAAUGUGUUGGUCUGUGCGCGAGUGUGUUUUCAUUUCCACAGAUCCCUCUACUUAGAGAAGUUUCUGUAUAUUUCUAUUUAUAAACUGAAUGUAUUUGUAAACUCGAGCCUGUCCAGGUGUUGUAGAGCGUUGUAGCGUUUAGGAAUAAAUGUCACAACAAAUGUUGA
Molecule: messenger RNA, 2661 nt
Organism: Pimephales promelas (fathead minnow)
Lineage: Eukaryota; Metazoa; Chordata; Actinopteri; Cypriniformes; Leuciscidae
Gene: rab28
Product: RAB28, member RAS oncogene family
Molecular function (GO): GTP binding; GTPase activity
Source: RefSeq, a predicted model, not a curated record